AUGGCGUCCAACGCCCCGUUUCAAUUCGCGGGCGAUUCCGACUCGGACGACGAGAACUUCAAUCCCGCCCCCGCCGAAGCCUCUGACGAUGAGGAUGCCGGAGUCGCUCGGAAUGCAAGCCGCAAUGAUGACCGACGCGCGAGCAGCCCCGCCGCUGAUGAUGACGAUGACGAGGACGAGGUGCGCCCCUCGAAAAGCGCAUCGAAGCGUUCUCGCGGUGCCGACGAUGAAGACGACGAGGGAGAGGAGGAGGAGGAAGAGGAGGAUACCGGUGCGAACAAAAACGGCUACGAUGAUGACGAAGAAGAGGAGGACGAGGACGAUGAUGACGACGAUGACGUUCAGCAUCGCCACCGACGCAAGCGCCGCAAGGACCACCGCGCUGCCUUUUUCGAUAUCGAAGCCGAAGUCGAGGACGAGGACGAAGCUGAAGACGAGGAGAAAGAUGGCGAAGAAAUUGAAGACUUCAUCGACAAUGCCCACCCCGACGAUAUUGCCGAGAGCGGCCACCUCGAUGAUGAUAGGAGACAUCGCCAGCUGGACCGCAUCCGUGAGCUCGAGGAUAGUAUGGAUGCCGAGAAGCAGGCCGAGAUCCUGCAGUUGCGAUACGGCAAGCGUGCCCCGGCCCGUGGCUACGGAGAGAUGGCUGUUGUGCCCAAGCGCCUGCUUCUCCCUAGUGUGGAUGACCCAGGUAUUUGGGCCGUCAGGUGCAAGGAAGGCAAGGAGCGUGACGUGGUGUUUUCGAUCAUGCGACGGAUCGAGGAGCGCGCCGGCGGUAAGGACGAGGUGCCCAUCACGGCUGCUUUCGAGCGUGGUGGCCCGAACUCGGUCAUGAAGGGCUACAUCUACGUCGAGGCCCGUCGCCAGAACGACAUCAUGAUUGCGCUGGAUGGUGUUCUCGACGUGUACCCGCGGAGCAAGAUGAUACUGGUGGAGCUUAAGGAUAUGCCCGAUUUGCUCCGUGUUGUCAAGACUCCCAACUUGGAGCCCGGUGCGUGGGUGCGAUUGAAGAAGCCGGCGAAGCACGCUGGUGAUCUUGCCCAGGUUGUCGAUGUGACUGAGAACGGCCUGGAAGCCCGCGUGCGCUUCAUUCCGCGUCUGGAUUAUGGUGUCCGCGACGAUUCCAUCACCGCUGACGGCAAGCGCAAGAGACCCGGGAUGCCGGGCCCACGCCCUCCCCAACGCCUGUUCAGCGAGAUCGAAGCGAGGAAACGACAGCCCCGUUACAUCCAGGGUAACCCGCAAACCAACACCUGGACCUACAUGGGCGAAGACUUUGAGAACGGGUUUCAGGUCAAAGACAUCAAGAUCCAGCAAUUGGACGUCAAAGACGUAAACCCAACUCUGGAAGAGGUCACCAAGUUUGCCAGCGGCUCGGAGGAUGGCACCGAGAAUCUCGAUCUCAAGGCUCUGGCGGCGAGCCUGAAGGACAGCAACACCAACGUCGCUUAUGUACCUGGGGACGUUAUUGAGGUCUACGAGGGCGAGCAGCGUGGUGUUGUUGGCAAAGCCAUCAAUGUGCAGGGCGACAUUGUGACGCUCCGUGUCUCGGAAGGUGACCUCGCCGGUCAGACGAUUGAGGUUCCCAACAAGGGUCUUCGCAAGCGCUUCCGCGAAGGUGAUCACGUCAAGGUCAUUGGCGGCAGCCGUUUCCGCGAUGAAGUCGGCAUGAUUGUCAAGAUUGUGGAGGACCGGGUCACUCUCCUGACUGACCAAACCCACACCGAAGUCACCGUCUUCAGCAAAGAUCUCCGCGAGGCGAGCGAUAUUGGUGGCCAAGGUUCGCUCGGCCAGUACUCGUUGCUCGACUUGGUUCAGCUUGACCCGACCACAGUCGCAUGCAUUGUCAAGGUCGACCGCGAGUCGAUGGUGGUGCUGGACCAGAACGGCGAUACCAGACAGGUAAUGCCUUCGCAGAUUGCCAACAAGUUGCCCAAGCGCCGGACUGCCGUGGCCGCGGAUCGCAACGGCUCAGAGAUCCGCCUCGACGAUGUGGUUCGCGAGUAUGGUGGACAGCAGCGUCAGGGCAAGAUUAUCCACAUUCACCGGUCGUACAUUUUCCUGCACAGCAAUGCCACGACCGAGAACGCCGGUGUGUUUGUCACCAGGGCUGGCAACGUCAACACCAUUGCGGCAAAGGGAGGCCGUGUGACCAACCAGAAUACCGGACCCGAUCUGACGGCCAUGAACCCGGCCCUCAAGCGCAACCCGGCCCAGAACCAGAUGCCGCCUCCCAAGACGUUCGGCCGCGACCGCGCUCUUGGCCAGACCGUCAGCAUCCGCCGCGGUGGGUACAAGGGCCUUAUGGGCAUCGUCAAGGAUACCACGGACACCAGCGCACGUGUUGAGCUCCACGGCAAGAACAAGAUCAUCAACAUUCCCAAGAACGAUCUUAUUUUCAAGGACAAGAUCACCGGAAAGACGAUAGACAUUUACAGCCGUGGUGGACGUGGUGGCUUUGGUGGCCCGGGUCGCGGCGGGUUCAGUGGAGAUCGCAUGGGAGGCAGCAGGACGCCUAUGGGUGCCGCUGGUGGAGAGCGUACUCCGGCUUGGGGCGCUUCCAAAUCGACUGCUCGCACUCCCGCCUGGGGUCGCGCCGAAGCCUCUGGCUCGCGCACUCCCGCCUGGGGCGAUGGUUCCCGCACCGUCAACCCCUACGACGGCAACCGGACCGCAUACGGCGAUGGCAAUCGCACCGCCUACGGAGGCGCCACAUCCUACGGCGGCGGUUCCCGCACCCCAGCCUGGUCCUCCAGCGCCAAAACACCCGCCCACGACGGCUUCGGCCACGGCUCCAAGACCCCCGCCUACGGCUCCGGCGGCAGCAGCGAUCCCUGGGGCUCCAAAACACCUGCUUACGGCGUAUCAGCACCAACCCCCGGUGCUACCGGUGGUGGCAGCGCCGACAGCUGGGGCUACACGCCGGGCCCGAUCGACGCGCCCACCCCUGGUGCCGGGCUCAGCGCACCCACGCCUGCGGCUCUCAACGCUCCCACUCCUGGUGCAUACUCCGCGCCGACCCCGGCAGCGGUCAGUGCGCCUACCCCGGGUGCUUGGCAGGGCGGCUGGGGUGCGGAUGCCGCGACGCCGGCUGUGGGCGCUCCGACACCUGCUGCGAGUGGUGGGUACUACGGUGCUCCGACUCCGGCUGCGUAUGGUGGAGCUCCGGAGACCCCGGCUGCGUCGGGAGAGAUUCGGUAUGCCGAUGAUGAUUGA
This is a messenger RNA of Dichotomopilus funicola, 3216 nucleotides long. RefSeq lists its product as uncharacterized. Gene Ontology annotation, biological process: regulation of DNA-templated transcription elongation; regulation of transcription by RNA polymerase II; transcription elongation by RNA polymerase II. Gene Ontology annotation, cellular component: DSIF complex. The transcript is spliced from 3 exons. Gene Ontology annotation, molecular function: mRNA binding; protein binding. NCBI's taxonomy places the organism in Eukaryota, Fungi, Ascomycota, Sordariomycetes, Sordariales, Chaetomiaceae. The record is from RefSeq and is a predicted model, not a curated record. The coding region runs from base 1 to 3216 and encodes 1071 amino acids.